Molecule: messenger RNA, 1420 nt
Organism: Solanum lycopersicum (tomato)
Lineage: Eukaryota; Viridiplantae; Streptophyta; Magnoliopsida; Solanales; Solanaceae
Product: GDSL esterase/lipase At3g26430-like
Molecular function (GO): hydrolase activity, acting on ester bonds
Source: RefSeq, a predicted model, not a curated record
UAUCCAUUUAACAACUUCAACUUCUUUCUUUUUCUUCUUUGUUUUAUAUAAAAAAAUAAUAAAUACAAUUUGUCUUAUGGAGCUUACUAAUAAUUACUCAAAAAAUGUGUUUCUUCUAGUGUUGCUAAUUGUAUUUCCAUUUUCAAGUGAUGCUAAGACCAACUCACCGUGUCAUUUUCCGGCGGUUUUCAACUUCGGCGACUCAAACUCCGACACCGGUGGAUUGUCGGCGGCAUUUGGUCAGGCUGGUCCACCCGCCGGAGAGACAUAUUUUGGUGCCCCUGCCGGACGGUACUGUGACGGUCGUCUUGUUGUUGAUUUCAUUGCUGAAAAUUUAGGAUUACCAUACCUAAGUGCAUUCUUAGAUGCAUUGGGUUCAAAUUUCAGUCAUGGAGCCAAUUUUGCCACAGCUGGUUCAACAAUCAGACCACAAAACACAACUCUUCAUCAAAGUGGUUUUAGCCCCAUUUCAUUAAACGUUCAGAGUUACGAAUUCAACGAUUUCCUUCAUAGAUCUCAGAUUAUUCGUAACAAAGGGGAUGUGUUUUGUAAGUUGAUGCCUAAGGAGAAACAUUUUUCUGAGGGGUUAUACACAUUUGACAUUGGACAAAAUGAUUUAACUGCUGGUUACUUCAGUAACAUGUCCACUGAUCAAGUUAGAGCUUAUGUUCCUGAUGUGAUCGAUCAAUUCAAAACCGUUAUUCAGGGUAUAUAUAGUCGCGGUGGUAGAUAUUUUUGGAUACAUAACACAGGUCCAGUUGGUUGUCUACCAUACGUAUUGGAUCGUCUGUUAAUAACAGCAGGGCAAGUUGAUAAAGCAGGUUGUGCUGCUCCUUUCAAUGAAGUGGCUCAAUAUUUCAAUGCUAAGUUGAAAGAAGCAGUGAUUGAGCUAAGAAAAGAUCUUCCAUUAGCUGCUCUUACCUAUGUUGAUGUCUAUUCAGUCAAGUAUGAACUCAUCUAUCACGCUAACAAGCACGGAUUUGAGCAUCCAUUACAAGCUUGUUGUGGGCAUGGAGGAAAGUACAACUACAACAUAAAUCAUGGAUGUGGAAGCAAGAUAAAGGUGAAAGGAAAAGAAAUAAUAUUGGGAAAAUCAUGCAAAAGUCCAUCAAAAAGAAUAAAUUGGGAUGGUGUACAUUUCACAGAGGCUGCUAAUAAAUGGGUGUUUCAACAAAUUGUGAAUGGUUUAUAUUCAGAUCCACCACUUCCCUUGAAUAUGGCAUGUCAUCAAAAAUAAGAUUAGUUAUUCAAUUAAGAUUGUACUAAUUAGUUAACCACUUUUUUAGCUUUAUGGAUCAAAUGGAUAUUGAGAUAUUUUGUUGGUGUAUUAUUAGAUUAGAUCUAGUAACUAAAUAAUAUUUCAAUUUCAAGUAAGAAUCUUAGCUUUGAUUCUAAUAAACCGAUUUCGAAUUUAUGCAAA